AUUAAAAAGCAAAGUCCGAUAUCUUUCUAACUAUAUAUAUAUAUAUAGGCGACACCAACCUUUCUGCCUCUAUACCUUAAUAUUUCAAAUACCCAGAGGGAGUAACCCCUCCAAGCUUCAAUUAUCUACAUUAUCCACAUUCCUAGCUAGCUUUAUCCACAUCUACAAAAUAGUCCUUAGAUUUCCCUCUCUCUUUCUUUUGUAUAACUGUGUCAUAUCUUAGAUCUCCUUUCACUUCCUUCAAACAACAAAAUCAUGGGUCUGAGAGACAUUGGUGCUUCACUGCCUCCUGGGUUUCGGUUUUAUCCGAGUGAUGAGGAAUUGGUCUGCCAUUACCUCUACAAAAAGAUCGCAAAUGAGGAAGUUCUGAAGGGUACCUUGGUCGAAAUUGACCUCCACAUAUGCGAACCUUGGCAACUUCCAGAGGUGGCUAAGCUGAAUGCGAAUGAGUGGUACUUCUUCAGUUUCCGGGACCGCAAAUAUGCGACGGGGUUUCGGACCAACCGGGCAACUACAUCGGGGUACUGGAAAGCAACGGGGAAGGAUCGUACGGUGGUGGAUCCAGCCACGCAAGAAGUUGUAGGGAUGAGGAAAACACUGGUGUUCUACAGGAACAGAGCUCCAAAUGGCAUCAAAACCGGUUGGAUCAUGCAUGAGUUCCGUUUGGAGACCCCACAUAUGCCUCCAAAGGAGGACUGGGUGUUGUGUAGAGUCUUCCACAAAAGCAAAGAAGAUGACAACAUGAGUUCCAUACUCGUACAGUAUGAGACAAUUACACCACCUCCAUCAUCCCUAACUUUGGCUUCGUCAUCUCCCACCAACCAAGCCAUGCCUCAUGGUGGGUAUAAUAACCGACUUGCCUCUUUCUCUAAUUCCUCCAUGUCAACCCACCAAUAUCAUCAUCACUUCAACCCUACCCAACAAAACGCUAAUUCUUUGAUGGAUCUCCUCCACUUCUCUCGCGAAACCAACACCAACAAUACCUUUCUUACUCAAAUUGGUGCCAAAGGUGAUGACGCAUAUGGUUUCUUAUGGGACAUGGAUCUAACCGAAAAUAGCCUAGAGGAUGGCGUGGCUUCAAACUUGGACGCAAUAAGAUUCGAGGUUGAUAAUAAUAACAAUAAUAUGGUAUUGCUAUAAUUAAAGAUGUGUUAUGUGUGUACAUAUAUACACAUAUAUGUGGUUCAUAUCUCGUAAAUUAUGCCAUCAAGAUUCGUUUAUUUGUGGUGCAUUUAUGGUGUUUCGUUAUGUGAGGCAAGUCACAUGAUAGAUAUUGGGAUUAGUUCUUACAAGUUUGUGUGGUAUAAUGUUCAAGUACGUAGUAGGGUAAUCAUGUUAUGGUCCAUUAGGCUUUUCGUAAUUACCAUUAUUUACUUCUAUUAUUGGGAACUAUUCCUUUGUAUACAGUUUGUCCAUAUGUAAUUAGAAUUGGUUAUAUUUUCUCUUCUUUAAUUUCUUUUAUUUUUUGUCAUGAUCCACUGAAAGCUUAAUUUUCCGGUGAGAUGAAAGUUCAUAUGUGUAACCUGUUAAUUGUGUGGAUCAACCGAUCAAGUGCCUAGCAUGCUGAAGCUUUAUCAGGCGA
Molecule: messenger RNA, 1582 nt
Organism: Glycine soja
Lineage: Eukaryota; Viridiplantae; Streptophyta; Magnoliopsida; Fabales; Fabaceae
Product: protein CUP-SHAPED COTYLEDON 3-like
Exons: 3
Coding region: 256-1140 (294 amino acids)
Biological process (GO): regulation of DNA-templated transcription
Molecular function (GO): DNA binding
Source: RefSeq, a predicted model, not a curated record